GUGCAGCGACUCCGCUCCCUGCUGCCCUCGGCCAAGGAGACCGCCGCGGUUUGCGACGCCGACGCGGGGGACAGCUCCGCGACCAGCGGCGGCAAGCCGCUGGGGCGCGGGGAGCGGCCUGUGCGGGUGCUGUGCCGCUUCCGCGGGCAGAGCGACGCCGAGCGCCAGCGCGGCGGGCGCGAG
Molecule: messenger RNA, 183 nt
Organism: Prorocentrum cordatum
Lineage: Eukaryota; Dinophyceae; Prorocentrales; Prorocentraceae
Source: the annotation of a GenBank genome assembly